UGAUCCACCGGGAUGCUGAAGGGGGGCCGCCGGGAACCGGAUCCUCCCAGACCAGACUAAAGGGGGGCUAAAGGGGGGCCGUCCUCUGAUCCAGCACACCUGAGACCAGUUCUGGUUCUGGUUUAGGUCUGGUUCUGGUUCUGGGGGUUUUAGACCAGAUCCUGCUCCACCUGCAGCCUGCGCAGUGCGGAGGUGGAGUCUCCUCCGCGGUGGUGAUCCCGCGCAGCCGCAGUAGCGAUGGGAGACCACGUGUCCAAGCGGCUGCGAGUGUCUGAUUCCGACAUGGAGGAGCGGAGUUUCCCGAACCCGUUCCCGGACUGGAAGCAGGACCAGGGCCCCCCGGGGGACCCGGACCAGGACCCGGACCAGGACCCGGACCAGGAACCGGACUACAGCCGGACCUUUGGCCGGGACGGGAAGAUCAGUCCCGGGUUCCAGAAAAAGGUCCAGUCCAAGAUCCAGGACCUGCUGCAGCAGAUGGAGGAGGGGCUUAAGACGGCCGACCCGCACGACAGCUCCGCCUACACGGGCUGGACAGGUAUCGCCCUGCUGUACCUGCAGCUCCACCGGGUCUCGGGAGACCCCCCUCACCUGAACCGGGCCCUGGACCACGUGAAGCGGGCCCUGCGGACCCUGAACCGGACCCCGGACCGGACCCUGAACCGGAGGAAAGUCUCCUUCCUCUGCGGGGACGCCGGGCCGCUGGCGGUGGGGGCCGUAGUCCAGCACCGGCUGGGGAACCAGGACCAGAGCCGGGACCUGCUGGACCGGCUCCUGCAGCUCCGGGUCCUGGUCCUGGACCAGGACUCUGACGUCCCUGAUGAAAUCCUCUACGGGAGAUCCGGGUACUUGUUCUCUCUGCUGUUCGUCCUGAAGGAGGUCGGACCCGGAUCCGUGGACCAGGACACGGUGGACCAGGUGGUGUCGGCCAUCGUGGCGUCGGGUCAGAACUUGUCGUUGGAGCAGAAGAAGUCGGACCGUUGUCCUCUGACCUACGAGUGGCACAACAAGCAGUACCUGGGAGUCGCUCACGGCCUGGCCGGGAUCCUGUACAUGCUGCUGCAGCCUGGGUCCCGGCUCCCCCAGGACCUCCUCACCGAGCUGGUCCGGCCCAGUCUGGACUACAUCCGUCACAAGAGGUUCCGGUCCGGGAACUUCCCGUCGUCGUUGAGCAACGAGAGCGACCGGCUGGUUCACUGGUGCCACGGAGCCGGGGGGGUUCUGCACCUGCUGGUCCUGGGGAGCCAGGUGUUCCAGGAGGACAAGUACCUGAAGGAGGCGGUGGAAAGCGCUGACGUGGUGUGGCAGCGCGGUUUGCUCCGGAAGGGCUACGGCAUCUGCCACGGCGCCGCCGGCAACGGCUACGCCUUCCUGACGCUGUACAAGCUAACGCGGGACCCCAAGCACCUGUACCGCGCCUGCAAGUUUGCUGAGUGGUGUCUGGACUACGGAACCCACGGCUGCCGGAUCCCGGACCGACCGUACUCUCUGUUUGAAGGAAUGGCCGGAACCAUCCACUACCUGUCAGAACUCACCGACCCGGAAUCCUCCAGAUUCCCAGCGUUUGAACUCUGAUGGAUCCAGAACCGGACCUAGACCUGGUUCUGGACCUGGACCUGGUUCUGGACCUGGACUGGACCGGACCGGACCCGGGUUGGGGCCGGAGGGACAGAGGGGGGGGGUUCCUGGAGCAGCCGAAAUCCCUUCUAGACCUGGAUGGACAAUCCUGGAGACCUGCUGGUUCUGGACCUGGUUCUGGGUCAGAGACCAGGACCUGGUUCUGGUCUUGUUGGACCCCCUGGACCUGGUCCUGGUUCUGGUGAACCCCCCUGGACCUGGACUCCCCAGACCAACCAGAGACUUGGGGGAGGAGCUACAGCUGAUGUUUAUGUCUCUGCAUGCUGUUACCUUUACCUGCUUUACCUGCCGCUGUUGCUCCUGUUUGAGUGUCCAGGUGCUUAAGUGUUUCCAGGUGUUUCCAGGUGUGUUAAAGUGUGUGUUUACAGAUGUGUCCACCAGGUGUUUCCAGGUGUUUCGUGUCCAGAUGUUUCCAGGUGUGUUUUAUCCAGGUGUGUUUAAAUGUGUGUCCACCAGGUGUUUCCAGGUGUGUCUGAGUGUGUGUAUCAGGUGUGUUUAAGGUUGUCCAGGUGUGUUUCCAGAUGUUUCCCGGUGUGUGUUUGAAUGUGUCCAGGUGUUUCCAGGUGUUUGUUUCCAGGUGUUUGCGUCUCCUCCCUGUCAGUGCAUGAUAAUAAUAAACCUGAUAAUAAACCUGAUCUGCC
Molecule: messenger RNA, 2279 nt
Organism: Cololabis saira (Pacific saury)
Lineage: Eukaryota; Metazoa; Chordata; Actinopteri; Beloniformes; Belonidae
Product: lanC-like protein 2
Exons: 10
Coding region: 238-1575 (445 amino acids)
Biological process (GO): peptide modification; carbohydrate metabolic process
Cellular component (GO): plasma membrane
Source: RefSeq, a predicted model, not a curated record